AUGACCAACAUACGUUGGUCAUUGGCUAUUUGGUCAAUAGCUUUAAUAGGGGCACAAGUGCCUCCUCCGACAUCGCCAAACUUUGCAACUGAUGUUUCACCUCUCCUUUUUGUGAGUUUUAAACGAUUUAGUAAAAAAAAAGAGGGCUCAUCCAGAAUAGCCCCCCCCAUACCGUUUAACACCCCCAACCGCCAGUUCGCACCCCCACUGAAACCCCCAAUCUCCAACUCCAGGUCAACCCGACUUGGCCGAACGAUAUCGGCAAUGUUCGGAGUUGAAGGUUGAGGGUCGCGCGAGAGAGUGCUGGUCUACUGACUGGCCAGGGCGGUGAACGGAGGAGCAGAAUGAAGAAUUUGCAAAAUCUGCUGCCUUUUAUACGCAUUAUCAUUGAUUUCGUAAAGGUCAAUUUAAAAAAUGAAUAAUUUUUGACUUUUUAUGUGCCGGUUGUAUAUUUCAUUUUCUGGGGGUGUGAAAUACAAUGGUGGGGGUGCGAUCUACAGUGGGUGGGGGUGAUAUCUACAGUGGGUGGGGGUGCGAUCUACAGUGGGUGGGGGUGCGAUCUACAGUGGGUGGGGGUGCGAUCUACAGUGGGUGGGGGCGCGAUCUACAGUGGGUGGGGGUGAUAUCUACAGUGGGUGGGGGUGCGAUCUACAGUGGGUGGGGGUGCUACCUACAGUGGGUGGGGGUGCGAUCUACAGUGGGUGGGGGUGCGAUCUACAGUGGGUGGGGGUGCUAUCUACAGUGGAUGGGGGUGCGAUCUACGGCGGGUGGGGGUGCUAUCUACAGUGGGUGGGGGUGCUAUCUACAGUGGGUGGGGUGCUAUCUACAGCGUAGGGGGUGUAAACUACAUUGAUGGGGGUGCGAAGUAAAAUGGAACCAUUAGUUCAAAAUUGAAAUUUAUGUGAAAAGUCGCAAGAGAAAAAAAAGAAAUCUUUAAUUUGCUUUUUGAAAAUGAAUUUUGGAGGUAUGUUCUGGUUGACAUCGGUGGGGGGUUGAAAUGGUAUGGGUAGGGGGGCUAUUCUGGAUGAGCGCCAAAAAAAGUACAGAAAAAGAUUUCCAAUUUUAAGAUUUGAAAUAGCCUAAUUUGUUUUUUUUUAAUUGUUCCCUGUUUUUGCUCCGUAAAUUUUAUGAAUCCAAAAAAGUUUUCAAUUUUUUAAUAAAAAAUUUUUACCUUUUUGGAAUAACAAAAAAAACAUUUUAGCAAAAUACAAACCCUAACAAUGCGGGAAUAUACCUCAGACUUAUGCCGACUGGUUUAGCAUAUUUACGUGAAAUUGGGAUGAAAGUGGUUAACGAUGAAGUACUUAAAAUCAGCCUACCGACCAUUACUGAAACUAUUGAGGCUGGUCAGGUAAGUUUUUAGAUAAAAUUUUAGGCUAGGUCUAUAGGUACUUGCAUAUAUCUUUUUUACACAAAUUUUUGUCCGAUCGGAUUUAAUUUGCAUAAAUUGAACCAUUUCAAUCCGAAUAUGGUCUACUUUCCAUAUUCGGUAUAUGUUUAAUUCGGGUAAUGAACCUUUGUCGUAUUUGAUUGUUUUACUGUUAUUUGAAUGUUAUUUUGAGUUGUAGUCUUGAGUUACGGCUUUAGUACACGUUUAUCUAAAUUGUCAAAAUAAUCUUUCGACAAAAGUUUUAUAAACGCCUAAUUAAUAAAAAUAACUGAAUAAACGUAAAAUACAGAUAAUUCCGUUUUUAUAGGUAUCUAUUUACAACGCUUAUGUAUCAAAAUAUUGGCCGCCAGUAGAAUAUGGUUUAGACCUGGUUGGUCCUGACGCUUUUACAUGGACUAUGUCGAAAAUGCAUUUACGGUAAUUUAUUGUUUAUAUUAAUAAUUAAACAAAAGUUAUUUUUUGUCUAAAAUUUUUUAAUUUUUUUUUUGCAUAUUAAGUCGAACAAUGUGUAAAAAACGCCUAUUGUAGUUUGUAAAUUUUACGUAACUUUGUUUUUACAAAAAGUUACAGAGCUGCAGGGAACUUCGACGCACGUUUAAAUGGUGCGCUUUUACUCCCUUCUGUACCGAUCAGCGGAGAAUUUGAAACUUUAUUAGGCCAUAUUUCUUUAACGAUAUCUGUGCGUAUGUUGAGGUAAGUUUGCAUAUAUGUAUUGGCAUUGUUGUAAGCACAAUUGUGAAUCUAAAGAGCAGGUUACUGUAGCACAAAUACUUGGUUUGCUUAAGUAAAACACUGAUAUUAAAACCUAUUGUCACGGUAAUUCUUUGUUACUAAAAAAUAUUUACCAAAUUAAAAAAGUUUUUAAAAGUUGAGAUUAUUAUAAAUUAGACGGUUUAUUUGCAUAGUGAAGGACCGCGACGGGAGCACCACAAGUUCAAUCAGCGUACUGUAACUCACAGAUUGGCUACGUAGAUCUUAAUGUUCGUAAUACCGGUGUCAUUACGGAUUUCUUCAUUAAUUCUUUUAAAGGUAAGUUGAGAAUAAAAUAGUUGUAUUAUAAGAAUAACUGUCAAUCCACAUACAGUGUAUUGAUAUUUUACAAAAUAAUCUUAAAUUCCAGCUUUUCUGAUAGCUAACUUCAAGCCAAUGGUAGAACAACGAAUGUGCCAAAUGAUUGAAAACGUAAUUAACCGCGAUAUGAAUGGAAUUCUGUCAACUAUGCCUUUAAAAAUCCGAAUAAACGAAGAUAAUCUCGAUAUCAUUGGCCAAACGUUUGGAUUGUCAGAUGCUCGACCAUUAAAUAGCUUCCAAAACAAAGGCCACCGUAACUUGUCACUUCUUAACUUCGUGAAUAACUUACGAGAAAAAAACUUGGUGCUCGAUUUUGCGUUGUUAAAUGCUCCAUUUGUAAGCCAAGGCACAGUACUCAUGAAGUCGAAGGGAGAAAUUUCUGCGUAAGAUUCUUGCUAUAUAAUUUCUCAUUGUAUUUUAAAAAUAUUUUUGUACAAUAACAUUUGAGGCCGUUGACAAAUGGAAACAGCUAAUUUUAGAAAAGGUCUUGGAGGAACUCCAUUCUUUCCCCCCAACGUUAAUAUACCACCCCCUCACGGUGAGUCGUAUUAAAUCUUUACGUGGUUUUUUACAUUGAAAUCUUAAUUUAUAUAAAAAAUGGGUUAAGAAUUCAAUAUUUUAAAGCUUAUUACAGGUGUCCACAUGGUUGAGUUUUUUGGUACUGACUACAUAGCUAACUCAAUGUUAUAUCACGCGUAUAAGCAGCGAUACAUGGACGUUACGGUAGGUCCGGAAUCUUCUACACAACUCAAGGAGGUUCUCCAUACGACUUGUCCGGAAGGUUUUUGUAUUGGUGAAUAUCUCGGUGCAUUAGGCGAAGAAUACCCUAACAGAGAAGUAGAAGUUAAGUUUUCGGCCAAAAAAGCACCAAUAUUAGUGUUUGUGGAAAACAGGGCCAGAUUCCGUUUGCAUGGUAGAAUGAAUAUGUACGUCAGGCCGUCCAAUUCUUCCCAAGUUAAAGUUCAGGCAAGGCGUUAUUUAAAAAAUUUGCUUCUACCUUUUUUACUAGGUUAUAUUGAUCUGCGAUUCUUCGAAAAAGUAAAAGAAAAAGACAUAAAAGUAACAAAAUAUUUUCAGGUUAUUCAAUCAGACACAACACUAACAGCUAAUGUAAAUUUGUGGAUAGAUAAGAUGAGAAUUGUUGGCAACGCGUCAAUCGAAAACCUUGAUUUUAAACUUAUUGAAUCGAAAGUUGCUGAUGUUGAUCAAGCAGUUUUUGGAGAUUUAGGUUUGUUUGGAGCGGAAUUUUUGGAGAAAUUGUUGACUGAAAUUUUACAAAUGGGUUUGGUAAUGCCUACGAUGAAAGGAGUUAUACUAAAAAGCCCGAAGUGAGUAGAGGUUUUUAAUGUGAAAUUUUACAUGUUGAAUAACAAAAAUUUUUAUUUAAAAAAUUUUUCCUGUCGUGUUACUUUUUUCUACCAGGAAAUGCAAAAAUUAUUUUCAGGUUGAGUAUACACGACCGGUAUAUUCAAGUCCAAACGUAUUUUAAGCUUGACGAAGGCUACGCCGAACGAUUGAUUCAGGGCGCAGUUCGCCAGACUUUAGUAAAUGUUGGGAAAUGA
Bursaphelenchus okinawaensis is the source of this 4023-nucleotide messenger RNA. The record is from the annotation of a GenBank genome assembly. NCBI's taxonomy places the organism in Eukaryota, Metazoa, Nematoda, Chromadorea, Rhabditida, Aphelenchoididae.